AUGGCCGACAAUGAUUCCGUCAAGAUUAUUAAGUGUCAUAUUUCAUCAAGCGCAACUGAUCUGUUACUAAGUAAAAUUAAGCCGGAAGAUUCUAAUUCACCUCCUCGUGUUCUCCCUUCACGGACGAAUCCAGUUCUCUAUCCACGACACACCCCUGGGCUUGUGGUAAUUAAGUAUUUUUUUCAAGGAGCGCCUUUGGCAUUCUUUUUUCAAUUACCGUGAAUAAUGAUUUCACUUCUACGGUCGGGGGGGGGGAGGGGGGGCACUAGAUCGUUGGCACUUGCGCGCAUUAUUUUUAAUAGCUAUUAUUUGGUAAAAUUUAAACUUGCAAGAAUUGUAAAGGCGACUUUGAUCUUUCGAGUUGAUAAAUGGAUUAGAAGCAAUCGAGGCGCCUUGUGACCUUUUGAGACCGAAGUUUUAGCAUUUACACUUCUCCUAUCGUUGUUACAAGGGAGAAGUAAAUGAUUGCGGCCACUUCUCUCACUAAGGUGAGGAUAAACCUCGAGUAUGAGGGCAAAGCUAGCUGUUUAAUGGCAAGAAAGCUUGUAGAUUUCAAUUUUCCGAACACGCGUCUUCAACGAGUGUUUUGUAGACAGGAAUCUCCAGUGCGUAUUUUAGACAUAAAAUACGGGCGGGUUAUGAACAAGUUGCUUAUCUUCGUGUACUUCUCUGGAGCUUUCCUUCUUGUGUUAGGACAGAUCGUUCAUGUUCACAUCCCUGCUGCCUUGUUAAGCAAAUUCCAUGCCCAGUAUUUUGCUUAGAAUUGUACGCAUAUUUUAAGCUCUGUGUGGCAUAACUAGAACAAAGACUGGAAAAUCGACUGCCAGAGUUCCACACUUUGAUUUUGUUCGUCGGGUAACGGUCAUGCAUAUUUUGGCAUAAUGCAAUAAUUGCGGAACGGACAGUUACCCGGACACUGUCGACAAAAGUUUGUUUUCCCCAAAGAAAUACAACAUGGCACCGCACAGUCACUUUACUUGCCGACUGUGAUGCCGAGGUAGCAGGCACAGGCUAGGAAGAGUCACUGGCAUCCGUAUGGGUAGUUGAUUAGUUUCAACUGACUAUUCCACCCCUGCGUGGGCUACAUUUAUCGUCGACCGUCCACUGUAAGUACACUGUCUGCGUCCCUCAAUGAGCUACAUGGCCAAACUGUAUACAUAAUUUUCGUUUACUUCCCAGCUUCCAACAUGCUGUUGUUAACGACCGUUCCUUCAUGCCAUUAUCUCGGUGCUGCUAGUCUGUCUAUAGAUACCACUACGAUUACCAAAGGAGCCUAUUUGGAAUUUCGAUAGAUCCAUCAUUUGUCACUUUAGAGGGCUAUUAACGUCCGGGUUCUCGCACGACAUAGCUGCGGGUCGUCCAUUUGGUUCAUGUAAUACCGUGUUUUUCAAGAAUGAAUUUCCUGUCCAUAGAUAAAUCCGGCAUAUUUCAGGCAACACAUGCCAUUUCUGAUGUAGCGCUCGGAUGCAGGAAAAGCUGCAAGAAAACUUUCUAAAUUUUUCCUUUCAUAUAACCUUGGUCAGUAAUUUACAGCAUAACGAAAUACGAAUACAGUACUCGAACGUAGUAACUGUACCGUACGCACUUUUUCCGGAACACACGCACAAACUUAGUGUCGUAGAGACUACCUACGAAAGUUGCUGAAUUCUAGAUUUUUUUCACUCAAACGCAUCAUCGCCACUGUUAAAGUAGGUUUCUUGGGUCACAUUUUAAGUGGUCGAUAGUUACUGUUAUUCGCCUCCAACAUUCCGCCGUCAGUGAGACGUUUUCGAGAUCCGUACAGUUCCUUAAUGGCGAAUUUAAUUAACAAUAAAAAUUCCCAACCUAUUUGAUGCACCGUCCCGAGCAAGAUAUCCAAUUUGCGACGUAAAUUGCAGAAGUAUAAUUGGUCACCACAUCACCAUUUCAGUGAGCUCUUUUCUAAAUAGGUUGGAGUUUUUCUCGUGUGUAUCAGAACUAGGAGACAAGCAGUAUAAUUAACAGUACAGGUGUGUCAACCAGUCAAUCACAGGGGCUCAUGACCACCUAGACUUCAACGCUCGGUGAAAAAUCCCAAAAUCUCAUCGCAUCUUUUGAUAUACGACUCAGGUCAGCUUGUCGGAUAUUCUACCCGUAUUUUGAGCAGACGCCCACACCUGGACUGUCGCACAUGAAACCUGGCUUUCAAAUCAUUACGGACAAGAAGGGCGGUUUUCAAUUAGUUGGGACGACUUACUUUCCUUUAAAAGGUGGAGAUUGGCAGCCCAAUUUGAAAAACCGGUCUAUUUUUAACUAAUUGGAAACAAGAGAGGUCUCGCAGUCCUCCGUAGUCUAAGACUCAGAGGAAUAGUCUUCUCCUGACCGUUUCCGAUUUUUCAAUCAGGCGUGUUCUAAAGUGCACAAAAUCUAUUUCUGCUAGUGUCAUCCGCUGGGGAACCAGGAAGACUGUUGAAAUUAAGCUUGUGUUCAGCCACCUAACGAGAAAGCGUGGGUUUUGUAUGUUCACCUGUACUGCUGGGCCGAUCAGAAUUUUGCCUACAACAGGGGUGACAUUGGAAUACUACCGCGUUCAACGUAUGAUAUUGCACCUACGGGGUCUAGUGAAUCUCCUUGUGUGGGGCUAGAAGAAAACACGAAGUAGCCGGACGAUAGGAUGUAAUUACUAAUGAAAUUCCUGUGAGGAAAGGGCAUCUGUCUACUUAGAGAUGUUUGGCCCCCCUUUCACGUUGGCCUGAAACACUGUUACGCAUGGCAUCCAGUCACUGUAAGCUGCUUUUUCAUACUACAACUAUUUCCGGCAUUUGUGGUUCAUUCUGUUGGCCAACACCUUUCGCCAUUUCUGUAUUCCCCUUAGUCUUACCGAUAAAUUCUUCACCUUCGCCUGCCAUAUAUAGGAUUUUGCAUACCGGUCAUGUUGAGAAGUCCUACGAUUUGCCAAAUGUACAAAGUUGCAAGAAUUUUUCCCUUGUAGAUGAAUUCACAAACUGGUGCCCAAGUUCCGCCAACGCCCAGAUUUAGCAGCUGUUAUAUCCCAUCUCGCCAAAAUCCCAUCCGGAUGCCAUCUAGUCAUCUGCCGGGAGUUGGUUUUGAAGGCUUCCCUGUCGUGUCGCACAUGGGUUGUCCAGCAGGUCUUCUUUUGCCCGAGGCCAUCUCCCGAUCUGCUGCCUAUGGCGUAUUCACCAAUUCUGCCCUUCACAGCCCUGCAGCUGGAGGGUCAGUCGCCCCGCCUCCUGUUCCCACCUGCCCUGAUCGCCUCCCUGUAGACCUGUCCACCAACCGUUCCCGGUCCAUCUCAAACCAUACAGAAGGCAGCAGCCCAAGUGUCCAGUCAUGCAAGUCCAGCGUAAGUUAUCCACUCCACCUACCAUCUCCUCCUGGAUCUUCUCCCAUCUGA
Molecule: messenger RNA, 3373 nt
Organism: Spirometra erinaceieuropaei
Lineage: Eukaryota; Metazoa; Platyhelminthes; Cestoda; Diphyllobothriidea; Diphyllobothriidae
Source: the annotation of a GenBank genome assembly